Stylonychia lemnae is the source of this 843-nucleotide messenger RNA. NCBI's taxonomy places the organism in Eukaryota, Ciliophora, Spirotrichea, Sporadotrichida, Oxytrichidae. The record is from the annotation of a GenBank genome assembly.
AUGUCAAAGCAAUUAAUUCACUUCUAGCCAGAGCAUUAAGAACUGCUGAAGAAGUACUUAAAUUUCUUCAGUCUCAAGAAGGAAUAAUGCAAUAAGCAGAUCUAAUUGGCAAUAGAAGACGUCGAGGAGGAUUGUCUUAAAUCAGCAUUCUUUACCAAGAGUGAUGUGUAAAGCACCUUUGAUAAUUUGAAGGAAGAGAUGUAUUCUACAGUCAAACAAGAGCUUGAGAUGUUCUAUAGAAUGUCUGGAGUUUUUAUUCAAAUGAUGAUGCAUGAUGCUGAAUAAUAAAAUUCUACUUUGAAGGCUGAUGUGAACUAUAUGGAAAAUUACAAAGCCUUAGAAGACAUAAAGGACUUUGAAAACCUUUAACUUGCAUCAAGUGGAUUCUCUCUUUAAAAGAAGGCGACUAUCACUUCAAAGCUGCCUACUUUAGGAACAGCUUUUGUCGAUCCUAAUAUCGCUAAUGAAAAUUAAGCUUUGAAACAGGAAAAUGAGAACUUCAAGAGAAUGAUCAAGGAACUAUAAGCCAAAUUAACGAAUGCCUUAUAAAGUAGAAGUUAAGCCUCAGAGUAAAUAGAUACUCACAAAGAAUAAUCAAAUUAUUAAGUGAUAGAACUAGAGAAUUAACUUAUAUUAGCAGAGGAAGAAAAAAGUCAAGCGAAGGAGCAAGCAGAAAAUCUUAGACAGGAACUAUUUAAUGUCAAAGAUGAACUUAAGAAAAAGGUCAAUCAACUUACACAAGUCACAAACAUGAAGAAAAUGAUUCAAGAUAAAAAUUCAAAGAUUAAAACAUUAAGAGAUAGACUGGGCAAGUACGAGAGUGUGGACGAAGAUGAUGAAUGA